Solea senegalensis (Senegalese sole) is the source of this 3370-nucleotide messenger RNA. RefSeq names its product unconventional myosin-Ie-like. Gene Ontology annotation, cellular component: myosin complex; vesicle; microvillus. Gene Ontology annotation, molecular function: microfilament motor activity; actin filament binding; ATP binding. The record is from RefSeq and is a predicted model, not a curated record. The annotation marks the transcript as partial. The transcript has 17 exons. Lineage: Eukaryota; Metazoa; Chordata; Actinopteri; Pleuronectiformes; Soleidae. Gene Ontology annotation, biological process: actin filament organization; vesicle transport along actin filament.
AAAAAUGGAUUUGAACAGUUCUGCAUCAACUUUGUGAAUGAGAAGCUGCAGCAGAUUUUCAUCGAGCUGACGCUGAAGGCAGAGCAGAAUCCUCCGGGCGUCAUGUGCGUCCUGGACGACGUGUGCGCCACCAUGCACGCGGUGGGAGAAGGAGCCGAUCAGACCAUGUUACAGAAGCUCCGGGUCCAGAUCAACACGCACGAGCACUUCAACAGCUGGAACCAGGGAUUCAUCAUCCACCAUUACGCUGGGAAGGUUUCCUAUGAUGCUGAGGGUUUCUGUGAGAGGAACCGUGAUGUCCUCUUUACUGACCUCAUUGAGCUGAUGCAGAGCAGUGAAAUCGCUUUCAUCAGAGCACUGUUUCCUGAAAACCUCAACGCAGAGAAGAAAGGUCGACCCACGACUGCGGGCAGCAAAAUAAAGAAACAAGCCAACGACCUGGUGAGCACGCUGAUGAAAUGCACUCCUCACUACAUCCGCUGCAUCAAACCUAAUGAAACCAAGAAGCCCAGAGACUGGGAAGAGAGUCGAGUGAAACACCAGGUGGAAUAUCUGGGUCUGAAGGAGAACAUCAGGGUGAGGCGUGCUGGUUACGCCUACCGCAGAAUCUUCAAGAAGUUCCUCAACAGAUACGCCAUCCUCACUAAAGAGUCGUGGCCGACGUGGCGAGGAGACGAGAAACAAGGCGUUCUUCAUCUGCUGCGCUCCGUCAACAUGGACCAGGACCAGUUCCAGCUCGGUCGCACCAAGAUCUUCGUUAAAGCCCCGGAGUCGCUUUUUCUGUUGGAAGAAACGAGGGAGCGAAAGUUUGACGGCUACGCUCGGACCAUCCAGAAAGCCUGGAGGAAACAUGUGGCCCGAAAGAAGUACGUCCAGAUGAGAGAGGAAGCGUCCGAUCUGCUGCUGAAUCGUAAGGAGAGGAGGCGACACAGCCUGAACAGAAACUUUGUCGGAGAUUAUCUGGGCAUGGACGACCGGCCGGAGCUGCGUCAGUUCCUGGGCAAGAGAGAAAAGAUCGACUUUGCUGACAAAGUCACAAAAUAUGACCGACGGUUCAAGGCAAUAAAGAGAGACCUGAUCCUGACGCCAAAGUCCGUCUACCUUAUUGGACGAGAAAAGGUGAAACAGGGACCAGAGAAAGGACAGGUGACGGAAGUGCUGAAGAGGCAGAUCGACGUGGAGAAGAUCUUAGCGCUGUCGCUCAGCACCAUGCAGGACGACUUCAUGAUUCUGCACGAGCAGGAGUACGACAGCCUGCUGGAGUGCGUCUUUAAGACGGAGUUCAUCAGUUUACUUGCUCGCAGGUUCGAGGAGAAAACUCAGAGGAAGCUGCCGCUCAAGUUUAGUAACACACUGGAGAUGAAGCUGAAGAAGGAGAACUGGGGCUUCUUGAGUGGCGGCGGAUCACGGCAGGUCGUGUUUGUCCAGGGUCAGGGAGACCAGCCCGUGCUGAAGCCCACCAGCAAAUCACUGCAGGUCAGCGUCGGCCCGGGGCUUCCCAAGAACACGCGUCCCACCAGGAAGACGUUCACUCAGGGUCGUUCCAACGGGUCCAGAACCCACCAGAACAUCCCCUCCCGGGCUGCACCGGGGCCUCCAGUUUCUCAUCAGAAUGGAGGUCUGAAAAACAUCAACCACGCAGCAAACCAGAGAAACUCACAGCAUCACAGUCAGAGACAUCCGUCCUCCAGCAACCACACGCGGCCUUUCCUGCCCAGCAACAUCAACCAGCUGAAGGAGCGAGGAGGCAGCCGCCAGCAGCCCGACCUCGAGUGCCUCAAAGUGCCGGAUCAGGGAGCCGCGGGUAAUGGAGACAGACGACCAGCUUCAAACGGAGGAAUAGCUCACAGACCCUCAGCCAGCAGACCUGCACCCGGAGGAGGACGACCCAAACCCGCACCCAAACCCAAACCCCAGGUGCCUCAGUGCAAGGCUCUGUACGCCUACGACGCUCAGGACACGGACGAGCUGAGCUUCAACGCAGAGGACGUCAUCGACAUCAUCAAAGAAGAUUCAUCGGGAUGGUGGUCGGGACGACUGCGUGGAAAACAAGGACUUUUCCCCAACAAUUACGUCACCAAGAUCUAAGAGCUGCAGGUUUACAGCACGAGGAGCGAGAGAGCGAUGAAGAGAUGAAGAGAUGAAGAUAAAGAGAGAGCUGCAUCACUGACGAUGGGACCAAGUUCACCGUCAGAGACGUUUUCCUGAGACUCGGUCCACGUCUGCCGUGUGAUAAAUGAAUGUAACAACACCACAGGACCAAAAGACCGUCAGGCCUGGACUGAGACGAGAAGUAGGACUGUUUGACCCAGGGGCCGGUUUUCCUCCACAGUCCCACAGAGUAGUGAACAAAUCUAUUUAUUGUAUUUAUAGCCUCCUGUGUUCUCCUUCCUGUCGUUUCUAUCUCGCUGAGCUCAAACUUUUUUGAAGAGCGCUGGAAUGAAGUAUGAAGUUUGCUUAAUCUGUGGGACCAGGCUGUGAUUUAACACGUGACAGAACUGAAGAAACUGCCAUUUUACCAGCUCUAUUUAUUGCGGUGCCUAACUGUACUCCUCAGUCAAUCGCCACACUGUGAUUAUUUUGAAUGAUUUUAAGAACCAAAGAACCAAUAUAGAUGGAAACGGUCACGUGGUAAAGUGGUGAAUCACCUGUUUGUGUUGUUUAUUGCUUUUCUAUAUCACACACAGUAUACAGUACUUCAUACACAGAGUGUGCUGUGAGCUGAGCUGUCUGUGGUGUAUUAGCACUUUAUCGGUACAGGUACUAUACGUGGACACAGAACUCGUAUCAUGCCACAGCCGGGAAGUCGACUUAAUGAAGGACAAACUGCCAAGCCUGCAAUACUGAGGGGAGAGAAAUCUGUUGUUUACAUGAGACGAUUAAAAACAGGCAUUGAAGAUCUGAUUCUGUAUAUCUGUUCAUAUUUAGGAAUAUGCCUGUUGUUGGUUAGUUUUUAAAUUAAUUUUCUUUUUUUUUUUGUAUAUUCUCUGAAGGACUUUAGUAUUUUUUCUGCUUUUGAUUCUCACAGGGCUUUCACUGCAUUUCACUAAGAUAAUAAUAGUUUUCACAGGAAAGGGUGAAUGGAUUUUUGUUGUUGUUUUAGUGGAAACACUUCACAGAAUUUGUUUCACUGCUGUCGUCGCGUUACUUAAACAUUCCUUUGUUGUUUUUUUAAUCACCUCUAAAAAGCUGGAGUGAAAAGCUGGGACUUCUGUCAUCGACCGUCUGCGUCAUAAAUAUAGUUUGGAUCUUGGAUGGUUGAAAACCUCCUUGUGCAAUAGAAAACAGCAGAUAAGUCUUUUAAUAAAGCACGUAAUAUUGUACAUUGAACUGCUUAUUUGUUUUAUUAAAAACAUCAAAUAAACGACAA